Messenger RNA from Megalops cyprinoides (Indo-Pacific tarpon), 2951 nucleotides. RefSeq names its product solute carrier family 6 member 7 (gene slc6a7). The record is from RefSeq and is a predicted model, not a curated record. The coding region runs from base 178 to 2205 and encodes 675 amino acids. Gene Ontology annotation, cellular component: membrane. The transcript has 15 exons. NCBI's taxonomy places the organism in Eukaryota, Metazoa, Chordata, Actinopteri, Elopiformes, Megalopidae. Gene Ontology annotation, biological process: sodium ion transmembrane transport. Gene Ontology annotation, molecular function: L-proline transmembrane transporter activity.
CAGCCAGAGACGUUUUUUCCCCCUCCCUCUUCUGUUCUCCUCAUUACUGCCAAACAUGACGACACCUGCGCUUAUCUUUGGACUAUAACUUCACUUUUAAACCUUUUUAACGUUUUAAUAUUUUACAUAAUACAUAAGUGGAACCCUGUCCUUUUCUCGAACACAUUCGCGAUCUCAAUGAAACCUUUACCUGAGCAACGGGGCGAACAUCCGAAGAAGAACACCGAGUCGUCCCCGGGUGAGAUGCACGGUGAGGAGCCGAAAACGGCACCUGGAAACCUCUCCGCAGGGAAAACAACAACUACAUCAGAGACUGAGGUCCCGGCACAGUUGAACGGGCUGACUUUGGCCCACGAUGUCAUUGACCCAACAUCCCAGCCGCAGUUUGAUUCCCGCCCCCCGUCUCCGGCACCACCCCCAGACGCCCAUCCGCCCCGGGAUCAGUGGGGGGGCAAGUACGAGUUCCUGCUGUCCUGCAUCGGUUACUGUGUAGGCCUCGGCAAUGUCUGGAGGUUCCCUUACCUCUGCUACCGCAAUGGAGGAGGCGUGUUCCUCAUUCCAUACUUCAUCAUGCUGUUCUUCACGGGGGUGCCGCUCUUCCUCAUGGAGCUCAGUCUGGGGCAGUACGGAGCUGCCGGUCCCAUCACAGUGUGGAAGUGUUGCCCUCUUCUCAAAGGCAUUGGAAUUGGGAUGCUGUGUGUUUCCACCCUGGUGUGUCUCUAUUACAACGUGAUCAUUGCCUGGACCUUCUACUACCUGGGCAGCUCCUUCCAAAGUCCACUGCCCUGGUCGUGCAGUGCCAUCUCCAAUGCUGGCCUCUGUGGGAAUGGUACUGCCUUGAAUGGAUCAAGUGAGAAAUCUCACUUGAGCCCCACUGAGGUCUUCUGGAAUGAGCGCGUGCUGGGUGUGGUCCACAGUCAAGGCCUUCAUGACCCGGGGCCUGUGAGGUGGCCGCUGGCCAUUUGCCUGCUGAUAGCCUGGGUCAUCAUCUUCCUCUGCAUGCUGAAGGGGAUCCGCAGCUCAGGCAAGGUGGUGUAUGUGACGGCUACCUUCCCUUAUUUUGUGCUGAUCGUGUUGAUCAUACGAGGGGCCACCCUGGAGGGAUCCUUGCAGGGCGUGGCCUUCUACCUCACCCCUGACUGGGAACGACUGGCUAGCGCGCAGGUGUGGAAUGAUGCAGCCUCACAGAUUUUCUAUUCCCUGGGCAUUGGUGUUGGGGGGCUGCUGUCCAUGGCUUCAUACAACAAAUUUGAUAACAACGUCAUCAGGGACACCCUGAUCAUCACCAUCGGGAACUGCAGCACCAGCUUUUUUGCUGGCUUUGCCAUAUUCUCCAUCCUGGGCCACAUGGCCUGGCGCAAGAAUGUGCCCGUGGGAAAGGUGGCCGACACAGGUCCGGGGUUGGCAUUUGUGGCCUACCCAGAGGCCCUUGCUCUCCUGCCUGGGUCUGUGUUCUGGUCCAUUCUGUUCUUCCUCAUGCUGUUCAUGUUGGGGGUGGACACUCUGUUUGGGAACAUGGAGGGAAUCACCACAGCGGUUCUGGACGAGUUCCCCCAGCUGAGGCGGAACAUGAAGCACAAAUCCCUCUUCCUGGCGGCACUCUGUUUCGCGUUCUAUCUGAUGGGCCUGUUGCUAAUCACUGAUGGAGGGAUCUAUUGGUUCACCCUCAUCGACUCAUUCAGCACUAGCUUUGGCCUCAUCAUCAUCACCCUCUUCAUGUGCCUUGGCAUUGCCUUCUUCUAUGGUGUAAACCAGUUUUGUCAGGACAUCAUCGACAUGAUCUGCCGCUGCCCACCCUGGUGCACUAAAGUCCUGCUCUACUUCAAAGCAUGCUGGGUUUUCUGCACUCCCUUCCUCUUACUGUUCAUACUGACCUACAUCUUCAUCGAAAUGUACAAUACUUCCUUGCACUACGGCAAAUACGUGUUCCCACGCUGGGGCAAGGCCCUGGGGGUGUGCAUGGGCGCCACCUGCUGUCUGCAAAUACCCAUCUGGGCCAUUGUGGCUAUCAGCAAGGAGUCAGGGACACUGAGAGACCGGUUCCGGAAAGCCAUCCGACCGCUAAACUCCUGGCGAGUGAACAACCUGAACAGUGAGGGGGCGGGAGAGCGAGUAGAACCGGAGAGGGUGGAGGCACCCUUCACCGUAAAUCUGACAGACAUGGACUUCACUGCCAUGACGUGGGAGAAUGGGACCCAGGCAUGAGACCUGCUACACUGCCCUCGUGUGGCGGGAGGUCAGAAGUGCAGGCCCACUGGAACCUCCUGCAUACGCACAGCGAGGUGUCUAACCUCACAUUCUCCCCCAUCUUGGAACGCUCUUUUAAAGUGCAGAUGAUCUUGAAUAUUUUUAAGUGGACCGUCCUCACGGUGGAUUCUCACAGUGACUUGUUCUGUGUUACAACAUCAACAUUUCCAUCAAAGUGUUUGUCUUAUUGGUUACAGCAUGUACAGAUUUUUUGAGAUUUUUGUCUAUGCAAGAGCAAAUAAGACUCUGCAGUUGAGCUGCACAUGGAUACGGGUCCAGCAAACGUCUGACAGGAAGUGUGGCCAGGUGACAUUGGGUACCCUUUUACCACCAGCAACAAAAGAUGUAGUUGUGAUGUAAAUGCUGACUGUGGGUCCUGCUCUUUUCUUUGAAGGAGUCCAUCAGCAGUGCACAGAGACCAAGUCACACAACGAGCAGACACCCAGUGUUUGACGUGGUCUUUGUCUGUUCAUGGCGUUAAUUCCUUUACAGAUAAUGCCAGUUCUUCAUUUUACCUCAUGGAGAUGUCUGUCUGAAACAUGUAAAGGCACGAAGUUCAAGGGGUGUUAGGCCCUCAUGCAUUGCAGCUGGAAAAAUUUUAUUAUAACAGAAUAAACUUUACAUGAUUUUAAAUUAUUCCUGUUGAAUAUUUAUAUUGUUGUUUAACAGUAUAAAAUCAAUCAUGAUUGUCAUGAUUAUUUUUA